AUGCGGCGAGGCACCAAACAUGGUUUCCAUGGUUUUUUGGCAUCUAAUGCAGAUAUUAGCGUAUUUGCAGAAGAAGAUUUCAAGAAGUUGAGCGAUGUUGGUCAGUAUGAAAACCUCACUUUAGCUUCGCAGCAUUGCCAGACCGACGCUGGCUAUUUUUCCGUGGAAACAAGGCAUUGCAUCAUUUGCCUGGAAAGCUGGCUGAAUGAAAAUCAACGCAAGGAUCCGGAUUUCCUUGCUCGCAUUUUCCUUCGUUCCGGAGCUCGACAGAGAGUUCGUAGUUGUGCGCAUAAUCCAGCCUAUGAUCCUCAGUACCGCUCACAGUGCUACAGGCGAAUAACGGAGCAUGACAAGAAUCCGAGUAGCUCGAAGAGGUCAUGCGAUUUGGCUGAGGAGGUGCGGCGCAGCAACCAUGCUCGAGCGAAAAUGAUGGGUUAUGAAAAAUAUGAUAUGUACAUUAUCAACCCACUUUUCGGCACAGGGCUGCAGUACAAUGCCAGUAGUGAGGUCAGGUAUUUCGCUAAAGGGGCAACGCUUCGAGAAAGCUCAUCGUCCUCGUCGAGUUCAAGUGGCGAGUGCUGGCCGGAGAAGUAUCCCUUGCAUAAAGCUGCAUAUGAUAAUAAUGUGGCCGAAAUCAGACGACUGUUGGCUCGUGGUAUGAAAGUAAAUGAGAUGGAUAGUGCUUCCUGGACACCUCUGCAUUAUUGUGCUUUCUAUAAUAACUUGAAAUCGAUGGAGGAUGUGCGAGAUUGUACUGGGCGACGACCAAUAGACGUAUGUGAUUGUGUUCCCAAGGAUGAUUAUCAGAAGGUGGCGAAAUUAUUACGUGCCUGGAAACGACUCGAUAAAAUACAGGUUGAGCUGAUGGAUGGUGGCAAUGCGCAGUUAUUACUUAGCAGCGGGCAGGAUACAACAGCGGGACAGCUGCAUGCGGAAAUGUGCAAGGAACUAAAGUUUAAUGAAGACAGUGGACGGCUGUUUGCAAUAUGGAUUUGUUCGGAUCGUUUGAGCCUGCAGCUGAAAUCGGAACAUAAGAUACUACAGCACAUUAACAAAUGGAAGAGUAAAAUAGCAAAGUUUGGCAGUGACGAAACUGAUGCUCACGACAAUGAUGCGCCAAGGAUUUUCUUCCGGCGAGACGCUCGGCUUACUUUACACGAUGAAAAACAGGUGGAGAUGACUCCGAUGGCACUCUCUCUUCUUUACGAGGAAUGUCGCCAGAACUACCUAAGUGGUCUCUAUCCCUGUUCCAGUCGCGACGUUCAUUCGCUUGCUGCUAUCAUGCUGCACAUCAUCCACGGCAGUGCAUUUCAACUCAAUGAUCAGCUACUGUCGAAGAUAAUUCCACUACAUCGAUUGCCGGAAUCAGGGAGUGGUUUGAAGGAAAUGCGAGCGCGCAUCGAAUCCGAGCAUAAGUAUCGAAAAAAGACCAAUCUGAUCAAGCUGCAACAGGAAUUUUUACAAAUUUGCUGGCAUUUCAGUGUCUACGGUGCCACGUUUUUCGAUGCGCCAGUGAAGGGUAGUGGACCAGUGCACGCGGGAGUAAACGACUGUGGAUUGCACCUGAUCGAUGCGAAUACAAAAACAUUCAUCCAGAGUUAUCCACUGAAAAGCCUACAGUGGACUAUGAAGCCGGACAGGCCAUUCAUCGAACUGCGCACUCGAUCCGGUGAUAGCCUGACACUCCGCACGCCACAGGUCGGACACAUCAAUAGCCUGCUUACCAGACUGAAGGGUGCUACAGGAUGA
Messenger RNA from Gongylonema pulchrum, 1749 nucleotides. Lineage: Eukaryota; Metazoa; Nematoda; Chromadorea; Rhabditida; Gongylonematidae. The record is from the annotation of a GenBank genome assembly.